CACUGAUAUCAGUGUGUUAUGUGUGCGUAUGUGUACAUAUAUCCUAUCUCUUUGUGAAAAGUUUCAGGUCCCAAUUUCAAUGAAAAAUUUUCGUUGUUACCGCCCUCUACUAAACAUUGAUUGUUGAAAUAACUUCGGUUAACCGAAAAUGUCGACGACGUCAAGUGACGUGUAGUUUACGGAUGUACAGUGUCAACAAGAUGGAAUACUUUAAAAGCAGUUUGAAAUCUGUUUUAGGUUCUACAAAUGUAGAACAUGAACCAUCGGGCGCAGAUAUGGUAGAACGUUUAGUAGACAGAUUGCAAUCUUCAACACUACUGAAUGAUAGACGAGAUGCUUGUAGAGCACUCAAAACUCUUUCACGUAGCUAUCGUGUGGAAGUAGGAGUUCAAGGGAUGGAUGCACUGAGACAGACUUUGGAUGUCGAUAGAACUGAUUGUGAAAUCAUUGGUUUAGCACUGGAAACAUUGUGCAAUAUAACUAAUCCGAAAACAUUUGAUGAAGAAGUGGAUAAACAUGGCCCAGAAAAUAAAGUCGGAGAACAGUUUACAGAAAUAUUCAUUAAAAAUGCAGAUAGCGUUGGAGCAGUAUUAACACUUCUAGAAGAAUUUGAUUUUAAUGUUAGAUGGUCAGCAUUGAAAUUAUUAAUGAAUUUGUUAACCAACAGACCAAAGGACAUACAAGAAAUAAUUCUAAUUAGUCCUAUGGGUGUGUCCAAGUUAAUGGAUCUUCUUGGAGACAGCAGAGAAGUCAUUCGUAAUGAUGUAUUAUUACUACUAAUUCAACUAACAAAAGGUAACGCGAACAUUCAAAAAAUUGUUGCUUUUGAAAAUGCUUUCGACCGAAUUUUUGACGUCAUUGCACAAGAAGGUAACGCGGAAGGCGGUAUUGUGGUAGAAGAUUGUUUGUUACUUAUGUUAAACCUUUUAAGAGGUAAUAUCAGUAACCAAAACUUUUUUAAAGAAGGUAGUUAUAUUCAGAAACUCACACCAAUGUUUCAAAUUCCACCUGAAGUCGAUGACAGUCCCUUGGGUGGAUGGAGUCCACAAAAAGUUUCAAAUGUUCAUUGUAUGGUACAAGUAGUGCGUGCGUUGGUAGCACCAAGUGGACCGGCUCAGGCAGUAGCAAAUUGUCAGCGUAUCAUGAGAGCGUGUGGACUACUGCAAGCUUUAUGUAAUAUACUAAUGGUCAGUGGGGUACCCGCGGACGUUUUAACAGAAACAAUUAAUACGGUGGCGGAAGUUAUCAGAGGAAAUGCCAGUAAUCAAGAAUUUUUAGCAGGGGUAAUGGCACCUAGUAGCCCUCCUAGGCCUGCAAUUGUUGUGUUACUUAUGUCUAUGGUAAACGAAAAACAGCCAUUCGUGUUAAGAUGUUCUGUUCUUUAUUGUUUUCAAUGUUUCUUAUAUAAAAAUGAAAUAGGACAAAGUCAAUUGAUACAAACGUUAUUGCCACAAGGUAACGAGAUGCCAUCUUUGACAACAGGACAGUUGUUGUGCGGAGGAUUAUUCUCCCCGGAUUCUCUGUCGAAUUGGUUUUCUGCAGUGGCGUUAUCUCAUGCAUUGAUCGACGAUAGCACGCAAAAAGAACAAUUGUUACGUGUACUUCUUGCAACCAAUAUUGGAAAGCCACCUGUGACUUUAAUGCAACAAUGCGUUAUGUUACUGCAACAAGGCACUAAGCCGCAAUGCAAACUGGGCCUCUUAAUGCUACUUUGUAGAUGGACUGCAUAUUGUCCAGCAGCAGUUAAAUCAUUCUUACUUAUCAAUUCUUCCGUGGCUUAUUUAAUUGCAUUAUUAUCCUCGCAAGAAAAUAACGACGAUUUGCAAGAGACUUUGCUACAAAGUAUGUGUGCCAUACUCAUCGGAUUGUGCAUACAUUUUAAUGAUAACAGUGUUUCUAAUUAUACGAAGGAGAAACUGUGUGAUUUAAUCGAGAACAGAAUAGGAUUAGAAAGAUUUCAGGAUGCAAUUGGUGGUCUCGCAAGGCACGAGGUAUACUCAAGAACUCUAAAACAUCCUCAGUCUUCAGCGAAGACUCCUUCAGAACUUUUAUUGGACCAUGAAUUUUGUAGAUUAUCGAAAGCGUUAGAAGGAAUAAUUACGAAAUCUGUUCAAGAUACAAGUAGCCUACAUCAUAAAAAUCAAAUUACAUCACCAAUACCAGCCGACUCUGUUUUGGUAGCUCAAUACAAGGAAGUUAUUCGAGAACAAGAUAUACAGAUACAAAAGCUUAAUCAAAUGAAAGAAUCACUUGUAAAGGAGAAACAUGAACUCGAAGCACAAAUUCAUGACCUUCAUUCUACAAUUAAUCACUUGAAAGAUCAAAAUUUAGUUUUGCGUGUAGCACAAACUAAUAUGCUGUCAGAAGGUGUGGAAUCUUCUGACACAUUAAAUAACACAGAGUCCACGGAGCUGGAAAAAUGUAGAAAUAUUAUUAGUGAAUUGGAAAAUCGUUUGGCAGAGUACGUUUCUGUGAUAAAUGAGUACAAGCGAAAAGUAGAGGAAAAAGAUGAAACAGCUUUCGAACAGAAAUUUCAAGAAAAAUCUGAUGAAUUGGAUAAAUUGAAAAAGGAUCAAGAGAAUCUUUUGGAACUUUUAACGGAACAAGAUAGCAAAAUUGUGCUCUACAGAGAAAGAUUGCUCGCAUUAGGAGAAAAGGUUGAAACAGAUGAGAGUUCCAUUGAACUUGAUACCGAUGAUCAACCGGAAUCCAGUAAUUCUGUGGAUCGAGUGAAUUAGCGUCAUCUUCGAAAUUCAGAAAAACAAUAACAGUGAACAAAUUAUUAUGUCAAUGAUACCAUUCGAUAUUUCUUUAUCUUGAUUUUCUUAGUUGUAUUAGAAAGUAAGUGCAAAUACCGAUGGUUAAAAUAAUUGUUCAUUGUGACUAUACAAUCGUCAGCCAACAAAAAAAACUCUUUUAUGCUAUAACGACGAUAAUUCAUAUUGUAUUUCAACAGGCGGUGAACGCGUAAUAAAUAUACAGCAAACACACAUAACUUUCA
Megalopta genalis is the source of this 3001-nucleotide messenger RNA. It is a transcript of the gene p115, whose product is annotated as general vesicular transport factor p115. Gene Ontology annotation, biological process: intracellular protein transport; transcytosis; endoplasmic reticulum to Golgi vesicle-mediated transport. The record is from RefSeq and is a predicted model, not a curated record. Gene Ontology annotation, cellular component: Golgi membrane; cytoplasm; Golgi stack. Lineage: Eukaryota; Metazoa; Arthropoda; Insecta; Hymenoptera; Halictidae.